Molecule: messenger RNA, 2389 nt
Organism: Labrus bergylta (ballan wrasse)
Lineage: Eukaryota; Metazoa; Chordata; Actinopteri; Labriformes; Labridae
Source: RefSeq, a predicted model, not a curated record
UUGCCCUUCAGGAGCAAAGACUGGUCACUGUCAGAACUCGAUGCUUUACUGCUGGCCGGCACAGUCGGACACACCCUUAGUCUGGCGGCCAGCAGCUUCGUGGAAGAGGAGCACCAAACCUGGUACUUUCUGCUCAACACCCUCUGCCUCGCAGUCUUCCAGGAUGUCUGCCGCAAAUACUUCAGAGAGCAGAGAGACACUUCGGACGAAGACGAGCAUAUCCUCCUUUCCAAAGAUUGUCACUCAUCUGUUCACCAAAAAGCAGACAUUUGCUCAGAGAAAUGGCUAGCAUUAGCCACGCCCCCUUUCACUCUGAUCUGCUGCAGACUGCUGCGCUCCCUCAACCAGACUGGAGUACAGUGGGCUCAUCUUCCUGACAUGGGACAUUGGCUAAACAGCUCCGAACACAGGACAGUACUGUCUUUGCUGGCUGCAUUCUGUUUGGUUCUUAUCUACCUCCUGGUUCAAAGACGGUGCUCAUGGGUGUCCAAGGCUGCCCUCGCCCUCGGACUUGUGGGUGUCUACAGCUACCGUGCAGCUGUUGGCAAUGUCAUGUUUCCCUGGCAACACGCUGGUCGACCUAUGUCCAAGGGAACAGUGGAGGCACGCUUUGUUUACGUGUUUGUUUUGGGCAUCCUCUUCUCCGGCACCAAGGACCUGUUGCGUUCCCAGAUUAUCACCGCUGAUGCCAAGUUGAAGAGCAGGGGAUUGUGGGAGCUCUACAGUGGCUUGGUUUUGUUGGUGUCACUAUUGUUUCGUGCCCACAACUUGCCCGUCCUGUGCUGCUGCCUGUUGGUCCAGACGCUCAUGGCUCAGUUUAUCUGGAAGAAACUCCACUAUGAUGCUGCCCAAACCACCAUCAUGCAUUAUUGGUUCGGUCAGGCAUUCUUUUACUUUCAGGGGAAUUCGAACAACAUUGCCACCAUCGACAUUUCCGUUGGGUUUGUCGGGCUGGAAAGUUACAUAGAAGCACCCGCCAUCUUCUUAACAGCCCUUAGCACUUACGCAGGGCCCCUGCUAUGGGCCUGUCAUCUCGUCUGCUACCUGAGCUCAGAGAGAGAUAGGAGUCCGGUUGCAGUUGGCCAUGGCUGCUACUGCUUAGCCCUGCUAAGGUCUGUGCCAGCAGCAGCCUACAUUGUUCUGGUCACUGUCCUGCGGUACCAUCUCUUCAUAUGGAGUGUCUUUUCACCAAAAUUACUGUACGAGUCCAUGCACGUAAUGCUGACUGCAGGAGUCUGCCUCUUCUUCUACACAAUGGAGCAAAGCCCCAGUCCCAGUAAGUCUUAAGGAGCCGAAGACUUCAGAAAUCCCCUGCUAUGAAAGGAUUGGACAGUUUACUGUGUGAAGGACUGUCAGACUGAUACACAGGACAACAUGCUUACCCUCACUUAUUAUCUUUCCAAUCUGUUAAUAUGUGAGAAGUUGCUUUUGAAAGGGUCCUCCUUUUGCACUCUGUUUGGUUUCCCAAAAAAAAAGAGAUGGAAAUGAGAAUGUACUUCUGUAGUCUUUUCAGAUAUUUGCGUCUCUGUGGGGACAAACAUUAUUCUGGUGAAUGAAUGUGAAAUGGCGUAAAGAAGCUUUUUGAAAUAGUAACUUUUGAAUAAAUUGUAUAUUAUCUCAGGAGCAGACUACAGUUGAAUACUGUGCUGCUGAAACACUAAUGCAGAGCUACAUCUAUAUUUUGGCUAUAAGUGACUAAUAUUUAUGUUUCAUAGGAGAACAUAAUGUGUGUUUGCAAAUUGGUGAAGUUCCAGUACUCACAGAGCUUUUGAUAACACAUAAGUAAAGACUUACAACCUUCAGGUGCUUUCAGUUAUUCUGUCUGAUUCAAGUGUUUGUUGGAGUUGUGCCAAGCACUGCUUGAAGUUACAUGAGGCAGCAUAUCCACUUGGCAUUAUCCAAAGCAGACAGUUUGUCAUGUCACUAAAGGAGAAGCACGGGCAUUAUUAAUAAAUUGAGUGAUAACAAAUUUAGCAUCCUAACUUUUUUUUGCUUGUGCAUGAACUAUACCGUGCCGAAGCACACCUUUUCCAUGAGUGCCAAGGCCAAGGAAGUGUACCGUGCUUGGGCACAAAUCAGAGCACUCACACUUAUCAAAUGAACUGCACUUUAGGGGUGAAGCGUGCUUAGGCACGGUACGGAUAACCUACGGUCAGAGCGCCCUUAAAAUAUAAACUUAGGACUUUAGUCAUACUUUAGACAUAGUGGUCAUACUUUCCCGCGAUGCAUAGCUGGAUACAACACAAUAUUUGUCAAAGUAAUAUACUGUAGGUAAUAAUGAUAUAGGGAUGUCUGAUCUAAUUGUAUUCACUUGUAGUUUUUAUAAACAGACAACCAGAACCUUAAACUGGUUAUUCUGAAGUAUGCCAAUAAAGAAAAGAACAUUUAA